Engraulis encrasicolus (European anchovy) is the source of this 2238-nucleotide messenger RNA. RefSeq names its product parkin RBR E3 ubiquitin protein ligase (gene prkn). Gene Ontology annotation, biological process: autophagy of mitochondrion; protein polyubiquitination; positive regulation of proteasomal ubiquitin-dependent protein catabolic process. The transcript has 12 exons. The coding region runs from base 107 to 1483 and encodes 458 amino acids. The record is from RefSeq and is a predicted model, not a curated record. Gene Ontology annotation, molecular function: ubiquitin protein ligase activity; ubiquitin conjugating enzyme binding; zinc ion binding. Gene Ontology annotation, cellular component: mitochondrion; endoplasmic reticulum; cytosol. NCBI's taxonomy places the organism in Eukaryota, Metazoa, Chordata, Actinopteri, Clupeiformes, Engraulidae.
CAAAGUGGUUCGUCUGGAACAGACGCCGUGCACAAUCUGUCCGUGGGUCUCACACAAAAUUCUCCAGUGUCGACAUGAAGUGCGAACAUGAAAAUUCGGCAUCAUCAUGAUAGUGUAUGUGCGGUUUAACUCUGCUCAUGGUUUCCCGGUGGAGCUGGAGGGGGAGGCCAGUGUAGCUGAGCUGAAGGAGGAGGUGGCCAGACUUCAGGGGGUGCAGCCAGACGAGCUACGUGUCAUCUUCGCAGGCAGAGAACUGCAGAGUGACAGCACACUACAGGGUUGUGAUCUUCCUGAGCAGAGUACGGUGCAUGUGGUGCUGCCCCCUGUUGGUCGUGCGAGGCGUAGCCAGAUGGUUCUCCAGCAGCGGUUGGGGAGGGGCAUGGAGCGCCUCACCCGCCUGGACCUCAGCGCAUCCCGGCUGCACACCAGCUCCACCGGCCUGGCUGUCAUCCUGGAGGACCAGCAACAACACAGUCCGGACAGCUCACUCACACACACAGAGCCCAAGCCUCAUAGUAGCUUCUAUGUGUACUGCAAGGGUGUGUGUAAAAGCAUCCAACCGGGGAAGCUACGCGUGCACUGCAAAACCUGCAAGCAGGGAACGCUAACACUCAGCCGGGGUCCGUCGUGCUGGGACGAUGUUCUGCUCCCCGACCGCAUACAUGGGGUGUGCCAAUCUCAACAGUGUGAUGGCAGACUAGCGGAGUUCUACUUGAAGUGUGCGUCCCACCCCACCUGUGAGGAGGACACCUCAGUAGCGCUGGACCUCAUCAUGCCCAACGUCAGAGAAGUCCCCUGCAUCGCAUGCACCGACAUCAUGAGCCCAGUGCUAGUGGCCCAGUGUACUGACCGCCAUGUCAUCUGUCUGGACUGUUUCCACCUGUACUGUGUCACCCGACUCAACGAGCGGCAGUUCAUACACGACCUCCUCAUCGGAUACUCACUGCCCUGCGCAGCGGGGUGUCCAGACUCUCUAAUCAAGGAGACACAUCACUUCCGGGUGGUCGGGGAAGAGCAAUAUGAGCGGUAUCAGCGCUAUGCUACAGAGGAGUGUGUGUUGGGCAUGGGGGGCGUGUUGUGUCCUGCCCCAGGCUGUGGAGCCGGCCUGUUGCCAGAGGACCACCAGCGCAGGGUGCAGUGCGAACUGGCCGACGGACUGGGCUGCGGGUUUGUGUUCUGUCGUGAGUGUAAGGAGGAAUAUCACGAGGGUUCAUGUCGACAACGCUUCACUGCAGGAUCUUCAAACACAGCUCAGGGGUAUGUGGUGGAUGAGGAGGCGGCUCUUCGUGCCCGCUGGGAUCAGGCCUCUCAGCAGACCAUAGAUGAGACCACACGGCCCUGUCCCAAAUGCAAAGUCCCCGUCGAGAAAAGCGGUGGCUGUAUGCACAUGGUGUGUCCGCGUGCCCAGUGCAAGUUUGAGUGGUGCUGGCUCUGCCGGGUGGAGUGGAACAGGGAGUGCAUGGGGAACCACUGGUUUGGAUGACAUGAGUCACUCACACCAUGGAAACAGGCAGGCAGACAAGCAGACAGAGACAGACACACACAAGGGGAAAGCAGACAGACAGACACUAGGGGGGAACAGACAGACACUAGGCUGGAAAUCAACAAUGCACAAAAAUAUGAAUAUGUGCAAAGGUCCUUUGUAACGCACAGUUUGAAAUACACGUACACACUUAAGUGAAAGUCAACAAACAAUAAUUCUCAGGUCAGAAUCCCUUAAAUUCACCUCACAGAAAGCAUACUGUACAUUCAUGAUUGCAGAAUUUCACCCAACAACACAAAAACAAUGGAAAUGAGCCCAUGUGACAAUCGCUCACAGUUCGGUUACAGUUGUAGGCUGCAUUGCAUCUCACACAGAUGAUUUUGUUUUUGUGUAUUUAUAAAGGGAUUUAUUUAUUAAAGUCCUUUAAGGCAGCUCACAGCAACACCACACACACACACACACACACACACACACACACACACACACACACACACACACACACACACACACACACACACACACACACACACACACACACACACACACACACACACACACACACACACACACACACACACACACACACACACACACACAGAAUUAUGAAUGAGAAAAGUGUGCCAUUGUAUUAUGUGCAGUAAGUCCUGUAUCAAGAGGAAAUACCAAUCAUGUUUUAAAGACUAUCUGUAUGCCUUGGUGUUAAAUGUAUGUACUACAUUCACUACGCACAUGAAAUAAAUAUUUUAAUUUCCUUA